GAUCCGUUCCCAUAAUGCCUCGGUGUAGUCUCAGCUGAGCGGAGAGAUUCCGGCAGAUUCCUGUGUCUUCCGCUUAGUGCUCUGCUCCUCGUCUGAGUUCAUGAUUAACUGAUCUGACAGCAUUAAACCUGAGGGAAAGGAGAUCCGUUCACAGCAUGUGUGUCCAGUGGAAGUAAGAAGGAACUGAGAGGAGACAUGCUCGCAACACAGCUCCCUGACUCUGUCCUAGAGGCCAAAAAUGUCAUACAGUGGAUCAAAGAGAAGAUAGCACAGACGCUGAAGACGCUGCAGAAGCGCUACGUGACCACCGAUGCACCGGUGACCAGCGAGGACUCUGAGGCCAACCAGCUCUGCUGUGCUCUGGAAGCAGUGUUCAUUCAUGGCCUCCGGAGUAAACACAUCCGCGCAGAUGGAACAGGAGCGCGCAACCGCAAAGGAGGCUCACUUCCUCAGCCCGUCUUCUGGAACCUGCUUAAGACCAUCACUCACAGAAACGUGAUUCUGGAGCUAGAGGGCCUGAGCUUCAUCAACUCUGACGUAGGCCGGUGCAGGGCAUGGGUGCGUUUGGCACUGAAUGAUGGACUAUUGGAGUGCUACAUGAUAUCACUUCUCCGUGAGGGCACCAAGCUGGGGGCCCACUACCAGCCUGGUGCACUGCUCCUUGACCCUGAGGAGCGUGAGGUGCUACUCAGCCUUCUGCAAGGCCUGGCCUCGCUUGCUUUCCAGCUCUCCUACAAAUCUGCAAUGCUCAAUGAGUGGACCACCACACCGCUGGCACUUGCCGGUCUAUGUCCACUGCUGCCUACUGAUGAUUUGGGGCCUCCCUCUUCACGCAGAGAAUCCUGGGAUACAGCAUCACAGUCAUCUGGAUCCGGGGGCUCGGGGAGAGGUCAGGAAGGCAGGACACCCUCAGACCUCAGCCUGGACACAGCUGGCUCUUGCCAUCUCUCUUCCAGCUUUGGCUCAGAAAGAGAGAGCUGGAGCUGCCAAACAGAGAACAAGAGUGCACUUGGAGAAACGAGUAGCUCCUCUAGCCAAGAUAUAAUAAAAGACCUUGAUGUGCUUAGCCCUGCUGCAGACAGAAUGAUUGAGUCCUCUCCUCACAGCAGUAGUGAUGAAGACUCCUCUAACAAACAGGAUGUACACCAAGUGCUUGAAUGUUCCAUGGAUUCAUCUAUCCCCAACGCACACUCAGUUGUUUUGGAGAGAGAGCCAUCAGGAGAGGAAUUAGCAGAGCCUGCAGCUGCUCUUGUAAAUAUAAGACCAAUAGACGUUGAGUCUCGCAUCAUAGAAGAUCAGAAGCAGGAUGAAGACUCUCCUGCUGUUUCCUUUGAUACUUCCACUCCUAUGUUAACCUGUCAGGUUCUGACUUCUGACUCAUUGGCUCCUGACACUCUUGCUCCAUCGAUUUCUAGUGAUGUUGAGCUGGUAAAAAACUCAGAGAAUGCUUCUUUCCCUCACACUUCUAAUGCUCUGAGCAGGAAAACAUCUGCAGGCUCUGUCUGUUCUCAUCAAAAAUCCAGGUCUUGGAUCUCAGAGGAGGAUAUUUAUAAGCCAGAUACUUAUGCAAGUGCAGAUUCUAAAGAGCCUGAUGGUGUUGUAGAAUUUGCCCAGCUUAAUGGAACGGUAUCUCCUGUUGCUGAACCUGAAUCCCACCAAUCUCCACCUAGUGUGGUUCGUCGUAGACAGAUCGGCUUGUCAAACCCGUUUCGAGGUCUUCUAAAGCUGGGCCAGCUGGAACGGCGUGGUCCUAUGGGUCUGUGGCGUGCAUGCCACUGUGAGUUGUCACCAUUUGAGCUUCGCCUGUAUGCUGACGAUGAGGAGCGUAACAUCUGUGAAAACCGCUCACUGCUGCGCUGUGAGGAUGUGCACCUGGGCUCCGAUGGCCGCUUCCAUCUCGAAUUCUCUGGAAAGAAGCUCCAGUUGCGGGCACCGAGCAAAGCCGAGGCUGAGGACUGGGUGGAGCGCAUAUUAGAGGCUGUGAGCAAUGUGCGGCACCAACCGCUUGAUGACUGGGAUGACCUCUCGCCCUCGAUCAUGCCUGUGUCUAUACCCACUGAGCCAUCUAAUCUGCCUGUGAUAGACUGGAACAGGCCCUGUGAGCUAGAACCAGAUGCCAUAAAGGAGACGGUGGUGCUUCUGAACCGGGAGGAGCAAGGUUGGCGUUUGAUGGUGCUCUCUCUCUCGCUGGAGCUGUUUCAAGGUUUUUCAAUGCAGAAUGGGUGUAAAACACGCCUUUUCUCUUAUGGCAUCGAUGCUGUGCGGGAUGUGGUGCCUGCCGUGGCGCUGGGCGGCCCUGCCUUCUUUAAGGUGCUGACCGCAAAGGAGACACUAACGGUGCAGGCCGAGAGUGGCGAGGAGGCACGGGCCUGGAGGAGCAUUAUCCGAGAUGCGCUGGAUGCAUACCUGGAGGAGGACAAUGAGACAGGAGGUGAAAUCACAUCUCUGAGUGGAGGCAACAUCCACAGACUUGUUCAGCACAGGCUGAAGGGGGAUGCGGUGCUUCUGCCCUAUCUGACAAUCGUCCCUAAAGAAAAAGGGCUAAAUGCACAGAACUUCAAAUGUGCAGGCUGUCUGAGGCAGAUUGGUGUUUCUUUGGGACGAGCCAGGCUGUGUGAGUUCUCGGGUCAAUACUACUGUGAUACCUGUCACCAAGGUGACACCACCAUCAUCCCCUCUCGCGUUGUGCACAACUGGGAUCUCACCGCACGUGAGGUCUCCAGGCAGGCCUUGAAGCUGCUGACUGACAUUGAGCAGGAGCCCUUGCUCAAUCUUGACCUCUUAAACCCUGACUUGUUUGAUCACAGUGAAACCAUGGCAACAGUGCAACACUUCAGGCAGAGACUCCGCCUUCUUGGAGAUUACCUCCUCACCUGUCGGAGUGGAAUCCGGAAAAAAGUGGAGGCCAGGUUGAAGCAGAGAACCUACCUAUUGGAGUCAAGUGAUCUAUAUAGCGUGCUGGACUUCAGGCAGAUAGCGGACAGCCAGUACGAGUCCUUCCUGCAGUCUCUCAUCCAGUUCUCCUGCAAGCACGUGCAUCAUUGCGACCUCUGCACUCAGCGAGGCUUCAUCUGCCAGAUCUGCAACGUGGACGACAUCAUUUUUCCUUUUCAGUUUGACACCACCUCUAGGUGUAAGGCAUGCAAAACAGUUUUCCACUCCUCCUGUAAAGCCCAGAGUGUUACCUGUCCUCGCUGUGAGCGUCUGCAGAGAUAUAAAGAGCGAGACCUUCUUGAAUAAAUCAUGCGUCCUGCUAUAUUUCCCACACUCCCAGCUUAUGUUCCUUACGACCACCACUAGCUGUGACAUGAUUGCUGCAGAGCUCAACCAGGAUCAUGGAGUCUAAUUUGAAUAUAUUUAUUUACACUGCCUUAAGUGCACUUAUUUAAUACAUAUGUACGUAUAAACUCACCAUACGCACCUAUAAUGGAUAGACACUUUGACUUUUGAUUUUUUUUUUUUUUCUUCUUUUCAUCUCAUUAACAUAUGGUUUUUCCAGGGUUUUAUUAUUAGUGCUUUGUUUUGUUUUUUUAUAUAUAUAUAAAACAUUUUGCUAAGGAACCAUGUUUAAGAAACACACGAAGCAGGGUUUUGCCAAGGAUCAAAGCCCCCCUGUUUUGAUAUGGCUACACUUCUACAUUUAUGUGUAUGAAAAGCAUGGUUUUAUAAUAGGACUCUAUCUUAAUGAUGCUGUUCUUAAUGGAAUUGAAGAUUUGUUAUAAUGUGGCAGCAACAUUGUAGCGUUCUACUCUUAUUUACAUUUUAAUUUAUACAUAGAACGGUCCUAAAACUCAUCUUUUCGUUUUUGUUCUUAAUGCUUAAUAUUGUUCCUACCGAUUUGUAUGAUUUGUUUUUAAAUCAUUCUGCCAAAAACGUGAUUAUACGAAUGAUAACAUUUUGUACACUGUCACAUAACAACAUCAUUCUUUUCACAAUUAUGUUUUUUAUUACUAUUGCCAAGUAAUUAAAAGGGAAUUACUCGGUUCAAGCAGUAUGCAAUGUUUUACCCCUCAUGAAGAAUUAGCUGAUUCUGAAUCUUGAAUAGGUCUAAUCCACUUGUUUAGUGCACUACAGAGGGUGUAAAAGCUAUUAGUUCCCUGUAGAACACUGCAUAGAAAGUAUGGAACUAUUCUAGAUUUGUUUCUGAUUUUGCUUGUACUGCACACUUCCUGGUUUAUUUGCCAAAUUAAUUACUGUUUAUAUGAAUGUUAUUUGCACAACCUUAUGAUCCGUUGCCUAUUUGAAGUUGACACUGUGUUUUCUUUUUGGUUUGUGGUCAUGUGUUUGUCAUUGCAUCACACUCUUGCUUGGGCUUACUGACUUGGUUGGAAUUUUGUAAAAAAUUUUUGUCUUGAACAUGUGACUGUCUUGUUAGUCAGAUGUUCAGUGUCUUUAUUAAUGUUUUUAUUAGUGUAAUUACCGCUGUUUUAUUUGGCUCACAGAAAUGUCUUAAACUUUACAGGAAAUUCUAACUCUGUACACUUGUUGAUUUUAAAAUAAUUUAUUUUAAAUAAAAUUUUGUAAAUGAU
Molecule: messenger RNA, 4529 nt
Organism: Ictalurus punctatus (channel catfish)
Lineage: Eukaryota; Metazoa; Chordata; Actinopteri; Siluriformes; Ictaluridae
Gene: plekhm1
Product: pleckstrin homology domain containing, family M (with RUN domain) member 1
Exons: 13
Coding region: 196-3240 (1014 amino acids)
Source: RefSeq, a predicted model, not a curated record